GACAGGUGGGCCUGGGAUUCAAGGUCCGCCAGGUGAACAAGGAGAAAUCGGAGGUGCAGGGGAGGCUGGCGAUAAAGGACCAUUAGGUAUAAGGGGACAGGAUGCGGCAGGAGGAUAG
Acanthocheilonema viteae is the source of this 118-nucleotide messenger RNA. NCBI's taxonomy places the organism in Eukaryota, Metazoa, Nematoda, Chromadorea, Rhabditida, Onchocercidae. The record is from the annotation of a GenBank genome assembly.